Molecule: messenger RNA, 3477 nt
Organism: Saxophila tyrrhenica
Lineage: Eukaryota; Fungi; Ascomycota; Dothideomycetes; Mycosphaerellales; Extremaceae
Exons: 3
Coding region: 1-3477 (1158 amino acids)
Molecular function (GO): protein binding
Source: RefSeq, a predicted model, not a curated record
AUGAGCGCGCCAAAUGCCGACAAGGGCGCGCGGUAUCUGGCCCAGCUCGACCAGGCACUGUGCAAUGGCAGCUGGUCCGACAUUCAAGAGUUGGCAAGGAAGACAGACAAACAUGCACCCGAGCGAAGAUGCUUCACGCUGGCCGCCCGUUCUGAGGCCCAGAUAGCCUCCGCCUCCCAUCGGCCGACAUCUGCCGCCUCGACCACAUCCGCCAGCAUACAUAGUCUGGGCGAGCUUGUACCCAAGUUGGAGGAAGCCAUUGCGGCUGCCUCCGUCCGGCACUCAGAAGAUGCCUAUGCAGCGCGGGUGUGUCUCGCCGAGUUGUAUUGGCUACGGCAUGAGUCUGGGAGUGCGUUGCAAGCGCUUUCGAGCAAUGACGAACGUCCGGCGGAGGAUGGCAAUUACGCCCCCACCUUGGGAUGGCUGGAGGUUUGCGACGUCAAGGCAACGUUUCUCAGAGCCGCGUCAUUAGAAGCCGGUCAAAGUCUGGGCGAGGCGCAAAAGCAGUACUCGCAAGCGGCUGUCAAGGCGCCUGGUUCUCGCACUCCGGAGCUGAGAGUAUGGACCGAACGUUUACUCGCACGUGGAUGCUUGUUCAUGAAGAGGAACGCUUCGCCAACUUUGGAGGUUCUGAGUGACACUUUUUCCUGCUUUCAGGCCUGGUCCGACUUCUGGCAGCGGUCACCGCCCUCCACGACGUCCGGUGGUUCUUCUCACCUCGAUAUCCCGCGACGCGAGGUAUGGAAGGCUUAUUACGACGUUCUGUCAAAGUUACUACAAUAUGGGCUGGUGUCUGUGUUCACCAACCGUGCGACCCGGAGCGUAUUGGUCGUUCCCUCCCGUGAGUUUCCAGACCACGAGCAACCCUCCGCCAAAAUACGGCUGCGAAUAGACUUGAAGCGAGUCGAGUUAACGUACGAAUCUUUACUGUUGACCGAGACACAGUUCCCAAAAGCUAGCCAAAGCAAUACCGAGAUUGAACAGUGGGUCGAGCAAGCAAUUAGCAAUUGGAAAGUCCUGGCCGGAUCCGACUGGACCGACCAUGAACUCGGUGAGGGCGGGAAAGAGAGCUUAGGUCGUGGUGUGCUAGACAUCUUGUAUCGCUCUGCGACCAAGACGUUCCACUCAACCGCGAUAUUACGUCAUUUGUUCACCGUGCAUGCUUCACUCGGCGACUUUGAUCUUGCCAUGCACGCCUUCGACAGCUACGUGGAGAUUGUCGGCAAAGGCAAGGCGAGAGCCACGAAGACUGGGAAACACGAAAUUGGCUUUGACAGCGAUGAUACAGCAGUCUUAACGGCUGCGAAUGCUCUGCGUGUGCUGUGUCGGUAUGGCGAUCGCGAAGACGCAGAAAAAGCGCUCGAGCUGCGGAACACGAUCGAGAGCUGGCUGCAGCUAGGCGAAAGCCAACCAGGACCUGCGAUGUCACUGCAGCAGUCCACAGUCGCCGCCGCCUAUCGCGCGAUUGGUGUCAGUCAGGCGCAGUGGGCGAGGUGGACCUAUGAGGCCGACGCUCGCCCGGCUCUCCGAGCCGAUGCACUUUCGACGCUUGCAAAAGCUCGGCAAUACGCCGAAGAUGACAUGGAGACUUCAUACUCGCUCGCUCUUCUAUUUGCCGAAUCUGGGGACGUUUCUGCUGCCGUGGAUGUUCUCCAACAAGCCAUUUCCGCUUCCACUCCGGCGGACAGUGAGGACGAAGGGGACGACCACGUGCCAGACUUUCAACGAGAGCGCGAUCUCGUGCCGCUAUGGCAUCUGUUGACAUUGUGCCUCACCGCAAAAGACGACCAUCAGCAAGCAACUAGAAUGGGCGCAGCUGCAUUUGAGCAAUUUGGCGACCCUGACACCUUGUUUGGCGAAAGCAGCAAUCAACAGAGCGUUGAGUCCGAGCAGCGCUCAUCGAGCCUUUCCGCAGGGCUAGUCGAUCAGAUGAACAACAUUGAGAAAGCCGGUUUCCUCCAAGUCAAGAUGACGCAGAUUGCCAUGCUCGAGCUGACAGAAGGCUCUGAAGCUGCCGUCAGCGUUAGUCACGAACUGCUUGCGCUGUACGCAAGGUUGUUUGGCAACCCAGACCGAUUGAAGCCAGCGGCAGGUCCACCGCCUACGGCCACUUCUGCCGCGCCAGCGAAGGCCGGAGGUACAUUGCGCAGCUUUGCUGGCAGUAUACGGCCAAAGUCAAAGCGGAGCAGCCAGGAAAAGGCAGGCUACAAACCGAGCUCACUCCUAUCGUUACCGGAGGACCAAGAAGACAACAGAAGCGCACAAGCUGGUGGCGCCAACGAUGUUCCAAUCGCCAUCACUGUCACAAAUGAAGAAGGCGUGGCAACUGAAAAAGCGCCACCCCAUCGGCUGCCAUUCAAGCUGCGCGGUCACCACGGAGAUUGGCGGGAGCAUGGCAACCUGAAGUCCACAAGAAGCGUUGAGGCCAUGCAGGAGAAGUCUUCGCCGCUGGAGCAGAGGCCUGCAGUACCACUUGAGAAUGCGGCAAAGUCCACGUCAGGACCGGAUGGCCAUCAGGCUGCGGCCGUGCAACCUGCAAUCCCCCAGAGCAUGACGGAGAGGAGUGACGGCAACCCGCAGCAGCCCCUCAAAGGAAUGCAGCACAACGUGCCUCACGACGCCUUGCCAGCACCGACAGGUCACGGCGAUCAGCAGCCCCAACAGGACAUUCGACUACCAACACGGCCUCCGGGAUCUGCCGCGUCACCUGGCGUGAGACUUGCAUCGACUCAGGAUCGCAAGCACAGAAUCAGCCUCGUCGUCGAGGUGUGGCUCUUCAUUGCUGGACUGUAUCUGCGGGCCGAUCUUCUGGACGAUGCCAGCGGUGCUGUUAUGGAGGCCCACAAAUUCGUGGACGUUCUUGAGGCUGAAGCUGCUGCUGAGAACACCAACGCUCGAGGACUCUUCCAAAAAGGAUGGGGUGGAGGGAAGAGCGUGGACCACUUGUGGGCAGAUGUCUGGGCUGUGAAAGGUGAUCUCUCAAUAGCCCGGGAGCAGCCUUGGCGGGCUCUGGAAGCCUACGAGCAAUCGGUCGGCUACUUUCCUGAUCAUUCGAACGGUAUCAUCGGGCUGUCGAAUCUUCUGAUGGACAUCUAUGAAGAGAAGCUCCCGGUGGAGGAGCCACGACAGCCCUUCCAGAACGCUCGACACGAUCCUGUACCCCCGCGACCAUCUCUGAUCCAGAUGCCGAUCAAUCAUGCAGAGUCCGACAAGCCGAGGCGGCGACACCAGCAUCCUACACCCACAGAAAUAAACCGUCUCGCCGCGCGAGAUCGAGCGUACAUGCUCCUUUCCAGCCUCACAAGACUUGGCAGCGGAUGGGACGACUCGGAGGCGUGGUACACCCUGGCACGAGCACAUGAGCUCAGUGGACAGAUCAGCAAGGCGAAGAAGGCGCUUUGGUGGGUGGUGAAGCUGGAAGAGAACAAGCCUAUACGACCGUGGAGUGACAUUGGUCCGGGAGGUUUCACAUUGUAG